Messenger RNA from Phialemonium atrogriseum, 4259 nucleotides. Its product is annotated as CHAT domain-containing protein. Bases 114 to 4124 code for a protein of 1336 amino acids. The record is from RefSeq and is a predicted model, not a curated record. Lineage: Eukaryota; Fungi; Ascomycota; Sordariomycetes; Cephalothecales; Cephalothecaceae. The transcript is spliced from 2 exons.
CAAUAAAAAGCCGCAAGGCCCCAAAGUCGCCGCGCCAGCUUCGGCUCUAAACACAGUCCAUCGUCGCUGAUGCAGCAUCGUCAGCGUCUGGAAUCCGGGUCAUCUGGGUCAAGAUGGGCCAACUUCUGUCUCGCCCACAUCGCGGGCCGUACUGGGCCAUCCACAGCUCCCUCUACGUUGGAUGCAGGGCACAGGACAUCGACCUAUUGGAGGAAGCCGCGCAGUAUGCUCAAUGCGGCAAUUACCUGAAAGCUAUUGACAUCUACAACGACAAAUGCGACACGCUUGACCCAUCUGCCCAUCUAGCAUAUCUUUUGGAAGCGGCAGACACUCUAGGUCGUUCCGGCCUUGAGCAGGUGCGUCUGGAGGUACUUGAGGGUGCCCUGGACCAGGCCAAGAGUGAGAGCAACGACAGCUUGAGAGACCGGACGAUUCUGCAGCUACUUGAGAUGCACCGGGCGGAGAGCAGGUUCCUCAAUUUCGGUACCAUGCGGGACGCCUUGGAGCAGGCGAGGAAGCUGCAGGCCUUUCUGCAGUCAAGAAGUAUCGAUGAGUAUGACGAUCUCUGCGUUGAAUGUCUGAUGGCAUACCACACAUUCAUGAAUCGCGUGCGCCUGUCAUCCUGCUGGGCUGAGAUGGACGCCGACGGCCUGCUACCUGCUUCGGCGGCUCCCUCGGAUCUCGAAAUGCCUGAAAGUCAGGAUGACGUUUUUAUCUACAGGCAGGGGGUUAUUCUGACACAAGUCCGCCGGGCUCUGCAGGCGCAGAACAAGCCCCUCCUGGCAUACCGCCUCUGCAAGACCGAGGCUAACAUGUACGAGGGUGACUUAUCUCUUAUGCCCUAUCGCGAGUGGCUGCGGUAUAUUGAAGGCACCGGAGACGCAAAGUCGGAGGUGAUCAUUACGAAGAUGGCCUUUCACCACAUCUUCGCUGCUUGGAACUUGGCCGAUCAGCAGCUUGCUGAUAAGGCUGGCGAUGAAAUUGGCGCUCUGGUAACCCUCCUGUCCAGUAUCGGCCGCUCCUUGGACGACCUCGAGACAUCCUAUCCGCGUGGCGCCGUGUAUAUGGAGUGGGUCCGCAUCCUCAUAGACCUCGCAGUUCCGGGCACCGUCGUCACAAUUGAACGGGUAACUGACCUCCAAAAGCGGGCUGCGGAGCUUGGAGACUUCCCCAUGGUCCGCGUCAUCUGCCACAAACUCAUCAAACUAAGCGAAACGUAUGCGGAGACCACGCUUAUAGAUCGAGAGGACGCGGAGGAGCAAGAAGACGUGGGCGAUCCGUGGGAGUGGCACGAUGAUGUCACAAGCUCCUAUCUUGAGUUCGAGGAGCAACAAAUGCGCGCGGCCUACUUCAUGGCGGCUGCACUAAGUUCAGCUUUAAGAAAGCUGGUAUACCGCGGCGGGACAAGGUCCUCCGAGGUGCUGAAGUACUACUCCGAAUUUCGGGCCAAGUUCCCCCGGUUUGACGUGCCGACUUUGCUGCAUCUGUUGCUGCACUCGGCCAUAUCGGCCACUAAGUGGUCCGGCGACGACAGGUUGACUGCCAAGUUCACGGACGAGCGAGAUAUGCUUUCAAGCCAAUGUCCGAAAGACGCACCGCAAAACGUGCGAAAGGCUGAGCAGGAAAGUCUCGGGCACAGCUGGAACGCGGCCUGCGUCUCAAUGUCGCGCAAGGUAGCGUGGGACUACAUGAUCCCGGUUUCCAGCAGGAUCCUGUUGCGCUGGCUCCACCAGGCAGUGCUGAUAGGAGAGUGCAGUCCUGAGAUAGCCUCUACCUGCCUCGGACUCCGAGGUACCACAAACGAGCACGGUGGACUUGACCAUCUCGCCGAGAUCACCGAACUCUACCACGAACCUACAGAGGAAGACUGCCAGAGGCUGUCUACCCGUAUUUUUGGCAAGGACGGGAUUCCCGUAUCAUCUGACGAAUGGGGCGCCUGGUACGCUGUCGUCACUGCAUGGCUGAGGGAUACCCCCGUCCUAGGCCGGACUGUCGAGGAACGACAUCGAUUGCUGAGCAAGCUGCAACAAUGCCGCGUAGAGCUCUUGUUCUGCGCCCACCAGCAAGGGCUCGUGGCUCCGGACCGGGACUUUCUCUAUGAACUGGCCGUCGAGAGGCACCGCUUCAUGUCGACCAUGCUUGAACUCGACAUAUCUCUCUUUGUGUCACGGAUCUUCCGCACGGAGCGGAUACAAUACUGCUCAGAUCUGGUCCUGCUCUGCACGCGAGGCGAUGCCACUGAGGACCUGCGCGUCACUGACGACGUGUUAUCAGACGCAGUAGGUUACAUAAGUGACGACAUAGCUGACCCUGAGAUCGCCAGCAACCUCGACAGGCUUCUAAGAGCGAUGAAGACGCGAGAAUUCCUCCUGUAUAACCGACGCUUCCACUUCAAGAGCGUUCCAAGGCUGGCCGCUUACCUAGACUGGCAGGAGCGCGACGUGAUCUACCAGCUCGCCCGCGACCAACACUCGUCUCUACAGGGUAGCCGCGCGCUGAUGGUCCGGUCCUCGUUUGCGCAGGACCAUGACAUCCCGUACCACUUCACCAGAGGAGUCCAGCAUUCGUACAACGUCUGGAUGGACCACAUCCGCAGCGCGCGGUUCCGCCAGCCCAUAGGCGCCUGCCAGUGGCUGCACUACUUCCAGAACCCGACCCUGCUGCGGGCCGGCUUCUACGACCACGUGCAAAAGUGCAAGGCCAGGGUGCUCACGGACCUGAUGGGCAUCAACGCGCAGCUGCCGGCGGCCCUGGUGCAGGCCGUGGAAGACGACCCCGAGGCGCGCGCCAUGCUGGAGGAGGAGACGGCGCUGCGCGGCAGGAUCGCCAGCGUCGAGUCCAUAUCCGAGAAGCUGGCCUUGAACGGGGAGCUGGGGCGGCUGAGGCAGAGGAUGCGCACCAACCCGGCCCUGGUGCCCAUCAACCAGAUCCGCGAGGGCCAGGCCGUCAGUCUGGCCGAGGUCGAGCAGAUGGGCGAGCGCCUCGGCGGCAACGUCGUCUUCGUCGACUGGGUGCACGUCGGCCUCGAGAGCGGCGCCGACCUGCUCAUGGUCAUCUGCGCCGACGGCAGGCUCCGCCAGACCACGCAGCUCCCGCUGAAGCUCAGAGACGUCGACCGCUGGGUCGCCGAGCAGCUGGAUGAAGACCUGCCGCUCCUGCGCGACACAUCCCAGCGCCAGCUGCGAACCAUGCACCCGCUCGUGGCGCCUCUGGCAACCUAUACCGAACCAGGCCAGGUCCUCGUCCUCUGCCCCACGCGUGCGCUGCACCGCAUCCCGCUGCACGCGCUCAAAGUGGACGGCAGGCUGCUGAUUGAGCGCAACCCGGUCGUCUACUGCCAGAGCCUAUCGGUGCUACGGCUGUGCCAGAUGGCCGCCACUACCACCACCGCCUCCUCCGCCUCGGCACCCCGGGGCCGCCCGCUGGUGUUGCACCCGCUGCACGUGGGCGGGGCGGCGCACUCGCAGGCGCACUCGAUCGCGGCGCUGCUGGGCGGCGACGUGGUGGCUGAGGCGGACAUGACCAAGGAAGGGGUGAAGGCGGCGCUGGGCGGCCGGGGCGCGCCGGUGGUGCACUUCCACGGGCACGUGCAGUUCGAGGAGUCGGGCCCGCUGCACCAUCGGCUGGAGCUGCGCGUCCGGCCGCCGGCGCCGUCGACCAUUGACGGCGAUGCUGGUGGAGCGGACGACGACGACGACGACGGCGCCGGGGACCUCUCCGCCGCCGAUACGCUCGAGGCCGACGACAUCUUCGACGUGCGCCUGCCGAGGCCCACGCACGUCACCCUCAUGGGCUGCCGCAGCGGGCGGUCCGUCAUCACGGGCGCGGACGACCACCUCGGCCUGACAACGGCGCUGCACUAUGCCGGGGCCAGCUCGGUGCUGUCGACGCUGUGGAAGAUCGACACGGAUGACGGGCUGGAGUUCUCCAAACUGUUCUACAACGAGUUCUGGCGAGAGGAGGAUGGUCUUGGGAAGGGCGAUGAUGGCGAAGGCAAGGGCACUAGGGUGGUGAAUUUGGCCAUUGCUAUGCAGAAGGCGGUGCUGGGUCUGAGGAGGCGGAACAAGAUACCAUAUCACUGGGCGGGAUUUGUGCUGCAUGGGAUGUGGCUGUUCAAAUUAUAAAAUGGGUUCGGACGUAGAAGAUGGAGGGUUUGAUUUUCUGAUUCCUCCUUUUGCCCCACGCGACCCGCUGUUUUCUUCAGCCAGAAGCUUCCGUCCGGGUGAUGCAACUAGACAGAUUUCAAAUCAACGUUUCAA